This is a messenger RNA of Hemiscyllium ocellatum (epaulette shark), 2013 nucleotides long. Its product is annotated as sodium-dependent phosphate transport protein 2A-like. Gene Ontology annotation, biological process: intracellular phosphate ion homeostasis; sodium-dependent phosphate transport. Gene Ontology annotation, molecular function: sodium:phosphate symporter activity. The coding region runs from base 1 to 2013 and encodes 670 amino acids. The transcript is spliced from 11 exons. NCBI's taxonomy places the organism in Eukaryota, Metazoa, Chordata, Chondrichthyes, Orectolobiformes, Hemiscylliidae. Gene Ontology annotation, cellular component: vesicle; apical plasma membrane; brush border. The record is from RefSeq and is a predicted model, not a curated record.
AUGAAUGGGGUCGCUGGCACCAAACCAUACCAUCUGCCUGCAGUCGGGGGGGUCGCACACUCGGAUCAUGGAUACCUCUGCCCAGGCUCAACAGUCAACCUGGUGGAGAACAUGGAUAAGUUUGAGAUUGACACACAUUCAGCUGUGGCCUGGGCUUUUGCCAGACUGGACAAUUCCAAUGUACCUCAAUGGAGAGGUAAGAAGCUGAGAAAUCUCUUUUGUUUUUUUUCAGAGCUGGGUGCAAAGGGGAAAGUGAAAUUCAUUCUGAGCUCCAUGAUGAAGAUGCUGCUGCUGUUUAGCUUUCUCUACAUGUUUGUGUGCUCUCUCGAUGUCCUCAGUGCAGCUUUCCAACUUGCUGGAGGCAAGGUGGCUGGCGACAUUUUUAAAGACAACGCGAUCCUGUCUAAUCCAGUCGCCGGGCUCGUGGUGGGAAUUUUGGUCACUGUCUUAGUGCAAAGCUCAAGUACAUCGACCUCCAUCAUUGUCAGCAUGGUGUCGUCUGGACUACUGGGAGUGCGUUCUGCAAUUCCUAUCAUCAUGGGAUCUAAUAUUGGAACCUCAGUAACCAACACUAUUGUAGCCCUAAUGCAAGCUGGAGACAGAAAUGAAUUCAAACGGGCAUUCGCAGGUGCCACUGUCCAUGAUUGCUUCAACUGGCUUUCUGUGUUGGUGCUGCUGCCAAUUGAGGUAGCCAGUGGCUUCUUAUAUCGUCUCACUAAAGUUGUGGUGGGGAGCUUCAAAAUCCAGACAGGGAAGGACGCCCCAAACCUGCUUGGAAUCAUUACAGACCCAUUCACUGACCACAUUAUACAGCUUGAUAAAUCCGUCAUCACUGCAAUAGCGAUUGGGGAUGAAAGUUUUCGAAACAAGAGUCUCGUGAAGAUUUGGUGCAUCAAAAGGACUGUACAACUACAGGACAACAUCACCGUGGACAGUCUGGAGAAGUGUACAGCACUGGAAUCAUGCUGGCAAGACAAGAAUUCCACCUGGACUUUAGUCAACAGAACUUACGAAGAAAACUUUGAGAAAUGUAACCAUUUGUUUGUAAACUCCACUAUGUCUGAUCUAGUGGUGGGCCUGAUCCUAUUGGCUGGUUCGCUAGUGGUUCUUUGCACAUGCCUGGUCCUAAUAGUCAAGCUGCUGAAUGCUAUGCUGAGGGGACAAGUUGCUAAAGCCAUUAAAAACGUCAUUAACACUGAUUUUCCAUAUCCAUUUGGUUGGUUGGCAGGCUAUCUUGCCAUGAUGGUGGGAGCUGGCAUUACGUUCGUAGUCCAAAGCAGCUCAGUGUUUACUUCAGCCAUUACUCCCCUCAUUGGUAUUGGAGUGAUCAGUAUUGAACGUGCCUACCCUUUGACCCUGGGAUCCAACAUUGGCACUACCACUACUGCAGUCUUGGCAGCUUUGGCCAGCCCAGGUGACAUGUUACCAAGUGCCUUCCAGAUCGCCCUUUCCCAUUUCUUUUUCAACAUUGCUGGGAUUAUAUUGUGGUACCCACUCCCGAUCACCCGUUUCCCUAUACGCAUGGCAAAGACCCUGGGUGAACAAACUGCCAAGUACCGCUGGUUUGCUGUCUUAUACCUGAUCAUCUGCUUCCUUCUGCUCCCUUCACUGAUCUUUGGCCUCUCCAUGGCUGGUUGGCAGGUCCUUAUCGGAGUGGGUGCCCCCUUUGUGGGCAUCCUCGUCUUCAUAGGCAUCGUCAAUGUAUUGCAAACGCGCAGGCCCGGCUACCUGCCCAAGAAGCUCCAGUCCUGGGACUUCCUCCCCAUCUGGAUGCACUCCCUGAAGCCAAUGGAUCGGGUCAUAACCAACGCUGCCCUCUGCUGUACAGACCACUGCGUUUGUGCCGACAAAACAGAGAGCCAGGAGGGUGUGAGCUGCAGUGAGAAGUCUCCACAGCUGAAGAUGAAGGCUGCCUGCGACAGCCCCCCCAUCACCUACUCGGAGGAACCUUCGGUCGACGCCUCCUCUCCCAUUUUGAACAGGUUGCCCAUGCUGGACAUCACACAGCUGUAA